GGUGGUGGGGCGGGGGGGAAACGGGGCUGCCUCGGCUCUCCGUUUGAGCGGCUGCCGGAGGUGAGGCGAGAGGGAGAGAUGUGCCGGUGAGGAGCCGGGAGAGGAGCCGGGAAGAGGAGGGUGCCUCGGGCAGAAGGCGCAGGGGCUGCUUCCCCCCGGCAGGAAGGGACCUGCCGGCCGAGCCAGCCACGGAGGCGGCCGCCGCAUCCUCCCCGCGCUCGCCUCCUCCCUUCCCCAGCAGCUGAAUCCUCCGGGAAGGAAGCACGGGCACUCAGGAGAGGAAGAAGGAUUUGCCUCCCAAGAAUAUAUCACCCUCCUCUCCCCAGCGGCUGGAUACUGCUUGCCUUUUUUUUUUUUCCCCCCCCCUUUUCUUCUCCUUUCAGUCGCUCUUCAGUGUUUAAAUACCAAAUAUAGCCUCUUGGGUGGGGGGGGAGGGGAUGGAAAUCUCGUAGAAGAAUUUGAAAUCUUGCUGGGAUUCGGGAGUGCGGGUGUUGCACGGCCCGGGAGAAGGACCGAGGGGAGAAGGGGAGAUGUGCGGCUCUCGCUGACUGAGAUUUUUCCACUUUCCGGGAAGCCCGAAGGUUUGUUAUCGGACUUGUUUCUCCCCUUUUUCCUCUUCUGGGUUACGCUAAAUCCCUCAGCGUUAUUUAAAAAACAUAAUAACAAAGCCAACAACAACAAAAAAAACAACAAACCGAAGUGUUGCCCACGUGUAGCUGGGGGCUUUCGUUUAUUUUAAGGUAGUUUUCAUCAAAGAAACGGACAAAACUGCCUCCCUUCACCCGAAGGCUUUUGAGGUGCGAGACUGAAAUGGAGCUGCUUUUUUCCCAAACACUACGUGUUGUAUAAGAGGAGCCGGGACAAAAACAUCGUCUUUACUGAUCACGAUACGAGUCCCCGACCCUCAGCACCCACGAGGGAUGCUUCAAGGAGCUUGAUGUGGAAAAGCAAAGUUGGAGUGUCCUCAGAGACUUCGUCGUGUCCAGCGGCUUAAUUGCGGACUGUGUUUUGUUUUUGUUUCUGUUUUUUUAAGUGGAUUCGUAGCAUACUUCUAUGAAUUAAAUAUUGCCACCGUUUGUACAGAAGCCAAAUGACACCUGUGUGUUGAAACACCGUUCCAAAUAGAUCCAUCCCUCAACCUGGAUUCGCGCUAGAAAGCCGGAGGGAGGUCGUCAGUGUCUAAAGAAACCUGAUUUUACUGUUUUAUGAACAUUUAUCUGCUGCAGAAACGUUGCGAUAGACUGCUUUGUAACGAUUCAGCAAGAAGGGAGACUUUCCAGCUUGCAGGACCUAGGAAACUGGAUACUUAAACUCACUUAAAUGUUUUAACAGCGUUGGAAAAUGGGAGCUGCUACUAAGUUGGCGUUCGCUGUUUUUCUUAUCUCUUGUUCUUCAGGUGCCAUACUUGGCAGAUCAGAAACACAGGAGUGUAUCUACUACAACGCUAACUGGGAAAAAGAUAAAACAAAUCGCAGCGGUAUUGAACCGUGUUACGGUGAUAAAGAUAAAAGGCGACACUGUUUUGCUACAUGGAAGAAUAUUUCUGGAUCAAUUGAAAUUGUGAAGCAAGGUUGCUGGCUAGAUGACAUCAAUUGUUAUGACAGGAGUGAUUGCAUAGAGAAGAAAGACAGCCCUGAAGUGUUUUUCUGUUGUUGUGAAGGCAACAUGUGCAAUGAACGCUUCUUCUAUUUUCCAGAGAUGGAGGUCACCCAACCAACUUCCAAUCCUGUGACACCGAAGCCACCUCUGUUCAAUACCUUGCUUUAUUCAUUGGUGCCUAUAAUGGGAAUUGCAGUGAUUGUGCUCAUUUCAUUCUGGAUGUAUAGACAUCACAAGCUAGCGUAUCCUCCGGUACUUGUUCCAACCCAACACGCCUUUCAUAUAAUGAUUGAGGAUCCUGGACCACCACCACCUUCACCAUUGAUGGGUUUGAAGCCUUUGCAGUUACUAGAGAUCAAAGCUAGAGGAAGGUUUGGUUGUGUAUGGAAAGCUCAGCUGCUGAACGAGUAUGUUGCAGUGAAAAUAUUCCCCCUUCAGGACAAACAGUCAUGGCAGAAUGAGUAUGAAAUUUACAGUUUACCUGGCAUGAAGCAUGACAAUAUUUUGCAGUUCAUUGGUGCAGAGAAGCGAGGCACUAGCAUUGAUGUGGAUCUCUGGCUAAUCACAGCAUUUCAUGAAAAGGGUUCAUUAACAGACUUUCUCAAGGCUAACGUUGUUUCCUGGAAUGAGCUGUGUCAUAUUGCUCAGACCAUGGCCAGAGGCCUGGCUUAUCUCCAUGAGGACAUACCAGGGCUGAAAGAUGGACACAAACCUGCUAUCUCACACAGGGACAUCAAAAGCAAGAAUGUGCUGCUGAAAAAUAAUCUUACAGCUUGUAUUGCUGAUUUUGGUCUAGCUUUAAAGUUUGAGGCUGGAAAGUCUGCAGGGGACACCCAUGGACAGGUUGGUACACGAAGAUACAUGGCUCCUGAGGUACUAGAAGGUGCUAUUAACUUCCAAAGGGAUGCCUUUCUGAGAAUAGAUAUGUAUGCCAUGGGAUUAGUCCUCUGGGAAUUGGCAUCACGCUGCACAGCUGCAGAUGGCCCAGUAGAUGAGUACAUGUUGCCAUUUGAAGAAGAAAUUGGCCAGCACCCCUCCCUUGAAGACAUGCAGGAAGUUGUAGUUCACAAAAAGAAGAGACCUGUUCUAAGAGAGUGUUGGCAGAAACAUUCUGGAAUGGCGAUGCUGUGCGAGACCAUCGAGGAGUGCUGGGAUCACGACGCGGAGGCCAGGCUGUCUGCGGGCUGCGUGGAGGAGCGGAUCCUGCAGAUGCAAAAAUUAACUAACAUCAUAACAACAGAGGACAUCGUGACUGUGGUCACAAUGGUGACAAACGUUGACUUUCCUCCCAAAGAAUCCAGUCUAUGAUAGUUGCACUGGUCACGUCACUGACCACCUGGACUCUUCACUGGAGCUGCUAACGCUGCCGGGACUGCUGGCGGCAUCACUGGUUUCGGUGUGAAAAGAAUGGUAAGUCUCACUGGAGCAUCAUCAAGAGGUGGUUUUCCUUGGUUUCUCCCCCUUCUUCCUCCCGAACGUGGAUCCAUGAGACUUUCUGCAUUCCCUGCUUACACCUGAAGGACACGUGACUGAGAGAGGAUCCUGUGCUGUUAAGGAACUUACAUGAAGAAUAUGGACCUAUACUGGCUAAUCAAGCGUUUUAAAAACUGACGUCAGAUUUCUUAAUACUUGUCAGAAGAGACUAAUUCCUUAAAUGAACUACUGUUAUUUUUUUUAAAUCAAACAUUUCAUUUCAGAUUUAAAAAAAAAAGGGUAACUCGUUUUUAUUGCAUUUGCUGUUGUUUAUAAAAAUGACUAUUGUAAUGCCAAUAUGACACAGCUUGUGAAUGUUUAGUGUGCUGCUGUUCAGUGUACAUAAACAAAAGUAAUCAAGUGGGAUAUAGCAAAGAGGCUUCCAAGUAUUACUUAACCUCCCUCAACAAGGUAUACCUCAGUUCCACCUCUGCUAAAUUAUGAGAUUGACAACACUAACAAAAUUGGAAUAAUAAAUUGAUCCAUGUUUUGUAAAUGAUGUAUUUCAAAUUCACUGUGUUAUUUAAAAAGGGUAAGCUAUGCUUCAUGCCAACAGUAAAUGGCCAUUCCUAAAGCAGUGUUUUUAGCCUUUUCUUGUACUAGCUUGUUGUGUAUAAAAAAAAAAGUGCUGUUUAUUGAAACAAA
This is a messenger RNA of Apus apus (common swift), 3717 nucleotides long. RefSeq names its product activin A receptor type 2A (gene ACVR2A). Bases 1342 to 2907 code for a protein of 521 amino acids. The transcript has 12 exons. Gene Ontology annotation, molecular function: activin receptor activity; ATP binding; activin binding. NCBI's taxonomy places the organism in Eukaryota, Metazoa, Chordata, Aves, Apodiformes, Apodidae. Gene Ontology annotation, biological process: protein phosphorylation; activin receptor signaling pathway; cellular response to growth factor stimulus. The record is from RefSeq and is a predicted model, not a curated record. Gene Ontology annotation, cellular component: activin receptor complex; plasma membrane.